AAGCCAUAAACACUGGCUUGUCAGUUCAGAAAACAAAGCUUGCAGAAAUUUAGAUUAAUUCUGUGUUCCUGUCACAUUCAGGCUGUAUUAUGCAACGGGUUUAAGCCCCAUUAGGAUUACUGUAGACUCAACCCAGCCGUGACAGCUAAAACGUAAAAAGUAGUAUUACAUAUCAGUAGAUGGAUAAAUGUGUGGCAUUAGUUUGUAAAUGUAAUCAGUUUUUUUGUAAAUGUAGGACGAAUGCACUGUUAAACGAUUCUUGUGGAUGAGGGACGCGGCGGCUGUUUUGAAUCACGAGCGCCGAGUGACAGCGGAGCGUCUAUCAGACAUACACAGAUACCAAAAUAGGAGCUCGGCAUUCUCCAGUGACUGAGGCUAAAUACAGGACACACAUGUCUCUGUCCGAGGAGAAGUCAUACUGUGCUGGGGAUCAAACUUCAACACAACGCUGAAAGAGUACUAGCGACAAUCAUUAGACAGUUGCAAUGUCAGGGAAAGGUCAAAGCAGUUACUCAUACGAUUUCUGCGAUGAGACUCAUUCAUCUGAAGUGCUAGAAGUUCUCCACGAGUUUCACAUCAGCGGUUUGUUCACAGACAUCACCCUUCAAUCUUCAUCAGGGCAGAUCUUCCACUGUCACAAGGUUGUGCUAUCAGCACGCAGCUCCUACUUCAAGUUAAUGUUCACAUUAGACAUGAGGGAGCGAACGAAUGACAUCAUCAACCUGCCUUGUAUAGAUGGAGCUACUCUAGGUUCUUUGAUAAACUACGUUUACACCUCAAAAGUCAGAAUAACCCAAAGCAAUGUUCAGAGUCUCCUGGAGGCCGCAGACCUUCUUCAGUUCAGCUCUGUCAAAAAAGCCUGCGAGAACUUUCUGAUUCGCCUGUUGGACAUCGAUAACUGCCUCGGGAUGCACUCUUUCUCUGAGCUUCACGUGUGCACCGCCCUACAGCGUGAGGCUCGGAGGGUCAUGUUCGGACGUUUCUUGGAGCUCACGAAUCAGGAGGAGUUUUAUGAAGUUAAACUUCCAACACUCAAGAUGAUAUUAACCACCGAGAACCUCAAUGUCUGGAAAGAAGAGGCGUUAUUGGAGGCAGUGGUGAAGUGGGUCGCUCAUGACACGGUGACUCGAAUAGACCACCUUCAGGAGCUUCUCAGCUGCAUUAAGUUCGAGGUGGAUGAUGUCUACCUCAGAUCUGCUUUGGAUGUGCUCAAACAUUGCUCUGAAAACCAACUGCGAUCUCUGAUCGUCAGUUCUUUAAAGCCAAGCAAAGAUUUCUCCCACUGCUGCAAGACGCUUACAAGCAACUUGUUCAUUAUAGGUGGAUAUUACUGGCAUCCAUUGUGUGAAGUACACAUAUGGGACCCUGUUUCCAACACGUGGACUGAAAGAAAAAACAUGCCUGAUUUUGCAAGGGAGAGUUAUAGUGUUGUACUUUUGGGUCCUAAUGUCUAUGUGACUGGGGGCUACAGGACAGAAACCGUGGAUGCGUUAGAUGCUGUAUGGAUUUAUGACACAGACACAGAUGAAUGGACAGAAGGAUGUCCAAUGCUCACAGCCAGGUAUUAUCACUGCUCUGUGGCUUUACGGGGAUGCAUAUAUGCCAUAGGUGGAUACACAGCAGGUGCUCCGACACGAGGAACAGAAUAUUAUGACCCUUUGAAAAAGAAUUGGUUCCCUGUGGCAGAUAUGAUACAAGGUGUUGGAAAUGCAAGUGCUUGCGUAGUAAAUGAGAGAAUCUAUGUAACCGGAGGGCAUCAUGGGUACAGAGGAAGCUGCACUUAUGAAAAGAUUCAGAUGUACAGGGCAGAUAUCAAUGAAUGGAGCAUUAUAACAACAUGUCCACAUCCUGAGUAUGGCCUGUGCUCUGUAUCAUUAAACAAUAAACUGUAUCUGGUCGGCGGUCAGACCACCAUCACAGACUGUUACGACCCCGAUCAGAAUGAAUGGAGGCAGAUGGCAGAGACGAAGGAGAUAAGGAUGGAGUGUGGAGCUGCAGUUAUACACGGAUGCAUCUACAUAGCAGGUGGAUAUUCAUACUCGAAGGGUUCGUACCUGCAGAGUAUAGAGAGGUAUGUCCCUGAGACGGACUGUUGGGAGAUAGUGGGAAACCUUCCAUCGGCUUCCCGCUCACACGGCUGCGUUUGUGUAUUUAGUGUGUGAAAUCAUUACUGAUGUUAUAAUCACUAAAUGUGUGGCUUCACGUCAUUCUGGUGACUGAUGAUGUCAAUGUAAUAACACAAGUCACUGUGUCAGAAAUGCUUUGGCCUGUUUUCUGCAAAUGAAAGGAUAUUUCAAAAUAUGUACUCAAUAGCACAACAGAUAAGAGCACUUCUGUUAACCACAUACAGUAGUUUUCAACACAAAAAGUCAAGGUCACACGCAGAAGGAAACGACAAGGAUAACUGCCAACAGUAAAAUUAUAUGAACCGUAUAAUUUUGCAUUGGUACGAAUUUUGCAUUGGUAAUGAUGAUGUCACAGGUGGUGCAUCCAAUAUGUGGAAAUCGUGGAGGGAGAUCAAGACCCACUCCAACUGAGGGUUAUCCCCACUAAAAAUAUAAUUAAAAAGCAUGCUGUGUGUUGUUAAUAAUAUGAUAAAUACCACAGAUGAUGCUGACUAGUUAUGACAAAAAAAAAACAAUGUAUUUUUCCUUGAAAAAAAAUAUGUUUAUUGUCCCCCCCAACUGUUAGAAGAAAUUUACACACAUAAUCAAAACUAUUAUAACACAAGUCAAUCAGACUUCAUUAAAUAUGUGGGAAACACUUUACAAUAGGGAUGCUUAACGAUUAAUCGCGAUUAAUCGUUAGCAGAAUAAAAGUUUUUGUUUACAUCAUAUAUGUCUGUUAACUGUGUAUAAUAACUUUGUAUAAAUAAAUGUACACACAUGUAUGUAUAUGUUUUAGAAAUGUUUACAUGUGUAUAUACAUUUGUAUAUUUAUGUAAAAUUUAUAUAAUAUAUAUAAAUACUUAAUAUAUACUUUUUUUUCUUAAAAUUAUACAUGAAUGUGUUCAUAUUUAUAUAUAUAUUCAUAUUUAUUAUACACAGUUUACACACAUAUGUGAUGUAAACAAAAACCUUUAUUCUGCUAACGAUUAAUCACGAUUAAUUGUUUAGCAUCCCUACUUUACAAUAAGGUUGUAUUUGUUAAAAAUUAGUUAAUUCAUUAAGUAACGUGAACUAACAAUGAACAAUACCUCUUAAGCAUUUAUUAAUUUUAAUAUCUGCAUGUACUAAUACAUUUAUAAAAUCAUUAAUUAAAGGAAAACACCACAGUUUUUCAAUAUUUUACUGUUCUUACCUCAACUUGGACAAAUGAAUGUGCAUUCAUUCCUUAGGAUCCAAACAGGGAUGAAUUUAGAAACCACCAAACACUUCCAUGUUUUCCCUAUCUAAAGACUGUUACAUGAGUAGUUACACGAGUAAGUAUUGUGGCACAAAAAUAUUUUUUAAGCGGAUAAAAAUGAGAACUAUAUUGUAUGGCGGAAGAGCACUUAGUUUGCAGCGCUUCGACCUCUGCGUGCAGUAACAUUAUCACUCCUGACUCCUCCCCCUGUCGCUCAAACUUCUGUCAA
Molecule: messenger RNA, 3574 nt
Organism: Paramisgurnus dabryanus
Lineage: Eukaryota; Metazoa; Chordata; Actinopteri; Cypriniformes; Cobitidae
Gene: klhl23
Product: kelch-like family member 23
Molecular function (GO): protein binding
Source: RefSeq, a predicted model, not a curated record